GAUGUGACCUUCCCCUGCGUGGAAAAACUCAAGCCCUCAGAACGUGGGGAGCGCGGGCCUGAGGUGGCAGUUUAUAUAAAGAAAGCACUGGGACUUGUGGCUACACCCUUCAAGAAUAAAAAAAAAAAUUAGAAAAUGGAGCCACCAUGUAUGUUAUGUGAGGAAGAACAAGAGCCAGAACUACAGAAAAGCAUAGAAGAAACCAAACAAUUAGAUGAUGAAGAUGCUGAACUAAUAUUUGUUGGAGUGGAACAUGUAAAUGAAGAUGCUGAGCUGAUCUUUGUUGGGAUGACCUCAAAUUCAAAACCAGUUGUUUCAAACAUUUUAAACAGAGUUACCCCAGGUUCAUGUUCAAGGAGGAAAAAGUAUGGUCACUUUAGAAGAGAUAAUGCUCAUAAAUUUCAACCUAUAAGCUGUGUGACACCUUCAUCAGAAGCAGUGACUUUCUUGGCAGUUUCUGACUCUGAAUCAAGAUCAGGAGAUAGUCCUAUUAUUAUUGAGCCUUUGUCUAAACCUGAUUAUAAAAAUUAUUCACCACAAGUUGUGCCUGAUAAUUCUUCAGAGUUAUGUUCUCCUUUGAUUACUUUCACAAGUUCAUUGCAGCAUCCAUUAGGUACAGCACUUUCUGCAGGAGAUAUGAAUAAAAGUCAAGUAUCAAAGCGACUUUCCACUUCUGAAACAAAUAGCACAAAUCCCAAAAGGCGUAAACUAAGUGAUGGAAUCAUAGGGGGACAUUCUUUAGCUUUGUCCUCUUCAGGUAUCUUUCAGACAGUGACUAGUCAGCAAAGCACACCCUCAAACAGUAUUCAUACCUCAUUAAGCCAUGUUCAAGAUGGGGAACCUUUUCCUUUAAAGGACAUUGUCCAUAGUAAGCCUAUAAAUCCUUUUGGGGAAAAUGGACCAGCGAAAACAGGCUUUUCAAGUCUAGCAGGUCAAAACAAGACUGUUGAUCCCAAGAAAGAAAAUCUGAUUAUGUUACUUCAUGACUUUUACUAUGGACAGCAUAUAGGAGACAGGCAGCCAGAACUGAAGACACACACAGCCUUUAAAUGCCUCAGCUGCUUGAAAGUUCUAAAAAAUGUCAAGUUUAUGAAUCACAUGAAGCACCAUUUGGAACUUGAGAAGCAGAGGGGUGACAGCUGGAAAAACCACACCACCUGCCAGCACUGCCACCGCCAGUUUCCCACUCCCUUCCAGCUGCAGUGUCACAUUGAAAGUGUCCAUACUUCCCAGGGACCCUCCCCAGUCUGUAAAAUCUGCGAAUUGUCUUUUGAAACAGAUCAGGUUCUCUUAGAGCACAUGAAGGACAAUCAUAAGCCUGGUGAAAUGCCCUAUGUUUGCCAGGUUUGCAAUUACAGAUCAUCAGCCUUUGCCGAUGUGGAAACACAUUUCAGGACAUGCCAUGAAAACACUAAGAAUUUGCUUUGCCCGUUUUGUCUGAAAAUUUUUAAAACUGCAACACCAUACAUGUGUCAUUAUAGAGGACACUGGGAAAAGAGUGUUCACCAGUGUUCCAAGUGCCGGCUACAGUUUUUAACUUUCAAGGAGAAAAUGGAGCACAAAACCCAGUAUCAUCAAAUGUUUAAGAAGCCCAAGCAACUAGAAGGAUUGCCUCCUGAAACAAAAGUUGUUAUUCAAGUGUCGCUGGGGCCUCUUCAACCAGGAUCAGUGAAAGUAGCAUCCAUUACUGUGAGUACAUCUGAUUCUGAACCAUCACCCCCCAGGUCUAAAAGUAGAAUUUCAAAAAAACCCCGUUAAUUCUACUUUGAGUAAAUAUGAAGCAAGUAUUUCAAUCAAAAAUUAAAACCCAUAAAAUCAAAAAAAUCCAAACCAUAACAUUAUUCAGUAGCAUAUAGUGAAACCA
Phacochoerus africanus (Common warthog) is the source of this 1864-nucleotide messenger RNA. Its product is annotated as zinc finger protein 280B-like. Gene Ontology annotation, molecular function: RNA polymerase II cis-regulatory region sequence-specific DNA binding; DNA-binding transcription factor activity, RNA polymerase II-specific. Gene Ontology annotation, biological process: regulation of DNA-templated transcription. The transcript is spliced from 2 exons. Lineage: Eukaryota; Metazoa; Chordata; Mammalia; Artiodactyla; Suidae. Bases 136 to 1758 code for a protein of 540 amino acids. The record is from RefSeq and is a predicted model, not a curated record.